GUCCGGGAGGUUGCUAGGUAACACCAGUCAGCUUGCUCUGUGCGAGCACGCCAGCUAGCUAACUGGCUAGUUAGCGUCGCUUGUUUUGGGGAAUUUGGCAGAUUCGGUCUCAUUUGGAGCCGUGAAAUAUACACGUUUGGCAUCAUGAUGACGAUAAAAGACGGGGAGUAUACUGCUACUAUCUAUAAACUGAUUAAGGACAGCCAGUAUGUUGAGGCCAUUCACAUUCUCAACAGCCAACUUCAAAAGCACACCAGGUCUCGGGCGGCGCUGUCCCUGCUGGGCUUCUGCUACUACCACGUCCAGGACUUCAGCGCCGCGGCCGAGUGCUACGAGCAGCUGACGCAGCUGCACCCCGAGGUGGAGGAGUACCGGGUGUACUACGCUCAGAGUCUGUACAAGGCGGGCGCCUAUGCCGAGGCCACCAAGGCUUCCUUCGCCCUGGAUACGCCCAGCAGCCAAACCAAGAUGAUCAAACUGCAAGCCUCCAUCAAAUAUUUUGAGGAGAAUUACUCUGCUGCCAAAUCUCUGGUGGAGCAGCUUCCCCCGGAGGACACUGACUACGUGUACAACAUGGGCUGCCUGCUCUACCAGGAUGCCAAGUACGAGGACGCCUGCAAGAAGUUCACAUCGGCCAUGCAGGUGCUGGGAUAUGUGCCUGCUCUGUCAUACAAUAUCGCGCUAUGCUACUACAGGCUCAGCAACUACGCGCAGGCCCUCAAAUACAUCGGUGAGAUCAUCGAGCGAGGCAUCCGGGAGCAUCCAGAGCUGAGCGUUGGCCUGACGACGGAGGGCAUCGACGUGCGCAGCGUGGGCAACACGCUGGUGCUGCAUCAGACUGCCCUGGUGGAAGCCUUCAACCUCAAGGCUGCCAUCGAGUACCAGCUGAAGAACUUAAAAGGAGCUCAGGAGGCUUUGACGGACAUGCCGCCGAGAUCAGAGGAGGAGUUAGACACGGUGACUCUGCACAACCAGGCUCUGCUUAACAUGGACACCAAGCCCUCGCAAGGCUUUGAGAAGUUGGCUUUCCUGCUGCAGCAGCCGUCCUUCCCGCCCGUCACCUUUGGUAACUUGCUGCUGCUCUACUGCAAACAUGAGUAUUUUGAUUUGGCAGCUGACGUCCUGGCAGAAAAUGCACACCUCACCUACAAAUUGCUUUCUCCAUAUGAGUACGAGUUUCUAGAUGCCUUGCUGACCUGCCAGACGGCGCCAGAGGAGGCAUUCAGGAAAUUUGAUGACAUGAUCCGCAAAAUGACAGAGAAGUUGCGCAAGCUGGCCAAGCAGCUGCAAGAGGCCAAGACGGCUCGAGACGAUGACGGGCAGAAGAAAGCCCUCCAGGAUUAUGACACCAUGCAGGAGAAGUACAUCGUGGUCCUGAUGGCCCAAGCCAAGAUCUACUGGAAUCGUGAAAACUUUGCGAUGGUGGAGAAGAUCUUCCACAAGUCCAUGGAGGUGUGCAAUGAGGACGACACGUGGAAGCUGAACGUGGCCCAUGUGCUCUUCAUGCAGAACAAGUACAAGGAGGCCAUCAGCUUGUACGAGCCCAUCGUCAAGAAGCACUACGACGACAUCUUGAAUGUGAGCGCUGUGGUCCUGGCCAACUUGUGCGUGUCCUACAUCAUGAACAGCCAGAAUGAAGAGGCCGAGGAGCUAAUGAGGAAGAUCGAGAAGGAGGAGGAGCAGAUCUCCUAUGACGACCCAGACAAGAAAGUCUUCCACCUGUGCAUCGUCAACCUGGUCAUCGGCACGUUGUACUGCGCCAAGGGCAACUACAAUUUUGGCAUCUCUCGCGUCAUUAAGAGCCUGGAGCCUUACAACAAGAAGCUGGGGACGGACACGUGGUUUUACGCCAAGCGCUGUUUCCUGUCCCUGCUGGAGAACAUGUCCAAGCACAUCAUCACACUGAAGGGGGUGGUGGUCCAGGAGUGCAUUCAGUUCUUGGAGAACUGUGAAGAGUACGGACGGGAGGUGCCCGCCGUCAUCGAGCAGCCGCUGGAGGAAUCUCCCGUCCAAAUGGGCAAGAACACGGUCACCUACGAGGCCCGGCUACUCAAGGCCCUCUUCUACAAAGUCACCAGCUGGAAUGAGUGAAGACCCAACCAAAGACAACACCACAGACUCUUUUAGUGGACUACUUCCUUUUAUUUGGAACAAAGAACAAAAGUCAAGGAAAAAAUGAGGCAAGGUUUUUGCGGGCCAAAAUAAGUGUUGGAUGUGCCCCCGCGGGCCUUGAGUUUGACACCCUUAACCUAGAUGUUAUUUAUAUAACGUGUUUGUUGGUCUGUUAGCAAGCUGGUCCACAAAGAACACAUACAGUAAAGUGCUGGUGGGCAUCCAGGAACAGUUUCGAUGAGGUCUUGCUCUACUGGGGGACGUUCUAGACUUAAAAAGUGUUGGUUGUCAUUCUUGUGGAUUUAAGAGUUCAAGCUUUAAAAAUUUUUUAAAAAAAAGCAGGCAGGAAUAAAGUUUUCAUUUUGGA
This is a messenger RNA of Phyllopteryx taeniolatus (common seadragon), 2479 nucleotides long. RefSeq names its product intraflagellar transport 70 (gene ift70). Lineage: Eukaryota; Metazoa; Chordata; Actinopteri; Syngnathiformes; Syngnathidae. Gene Ontology annotation, cellular component: intraciliary transport particle B; axonemal microtubule. The record is from RefSeq and is a predicted model, not a curated record. The transcript has 19 exons. Gene Ontology annotation, molecular function: protein binding; intraciliary transport particle B binding. Gene Ontology annotation, biological process: intraciliary transport. Bases 145 to 2091 code for a protein of 648 amino acids.